AUGGUGGACAGGCCUCAAUACGAGCCGCCGACCAAGAUCCUAGCGGAUAGACGAGAACGCCCGAUGGCGAUGAUCGUCAUGUCGGCGUCGGCAAGGGAGUCGACCACCGCACCAGAUAUCGCAGGAGAAGACGAUACGACCGAGCCGAUGGGAGAGAUCAAGAGUGAUCGAGAACAGUUUCGAUCAACGGAAUUGGGAGGGGUACUAGUUGAACCGAAGGAGGAAGCUGAUGAUGACAUGGACGAUGCUGUCUGCUACCAUGAAGGCGGAGACAUCUUCCCUGAAGAUAUCGAGAACAACAUGGCUGUCCUGCCGGAAGUGGAGGCUACCACGAAGGAAGUCACCAUCGACGACAUACAACGAUGUCGACGGGUAGCGCCACAAUUCCGCGAGAAGCUGUCCAUGCUCAUCAAGGGACUGCUGUCGGCAAAGAUCAUCACCGCUUCCACCUCACCUUGGGCGCCACCCAUCGUAGUCAUCAUCAAGGCUAACGGGGUUGACAAUCGCAUCUGCAUUGAUUACCAGGUGGUGAACAGCCUUACG
Phytophthora megakarya is the source of this 543-nucleotide messenger RNA. Lineage: Eukaryota; Oomycota; Peronosporomycetes; Peronosporales; Peronosporaceae. The record is from the annotation of a GenBank genome assembly.